AUGCCGUCUGGUUACCGUUAUGUCAUGAUCAUUCUUCCCAGUAAUCAACUCGGCAGGGUGACUGGUAUCGAUCAUGAAAGGGUGACUGGUAUCGGUCGGUGCCACGACUAUCUCCACCAAGCCCAAAUCUUUGGUACUCAUCGCCUCUACCUCUGGGGAAAACACCCCGAACUCUUCUCAUGCAACGGCAUGAUCACUUAG
Molecule: messenger RNA, 201 nt
Organism: Plenodomus lingam JN3
Lineage: Eukaryota; Fungi; Ascomycota; Dothideomycetes; Pleosporales; Leptosphaeriaceae
Source: RefSeq, a predicted model, not a curated record